GUCUGUGUGACAUACAGGAAGAAGUUGAAUAAGUCUAAAAACACAGAAAAAUCGCCUGCAGUUCGCUGUUUUGUUGCGCUUUCGCUUUUUCUGAAUCGACUGGCUGAAAUUUAGAGGUGGAAGAAUGAAGACUGCUGCUGAACUGGAAGCGCUGUAACGUGUGGAUUUACUUCACCCGAACAGAAGUACCAGUCAAAUGGAAAUCCAGGACACAUUUUUAGCAACUCUUUAGUAACAAAAAAUGUCAGAGCACAGAUCCAGUUUUCUUCACAUUGGAGACAUUGUGUCUCUGUACGCGGAAGGCUCGGUGAAUGGCUUCAUCAGUACUUUGGGGCUUGUGGAUGACAGGUGUGUGGUCCAGCCUGAUGCUGGAGAUCUGGCCAACCCUCCAAAAAAGUUCAGAGACUGCCUCUUCAAGGUUUGUCCCAUGAACAGAUACUCUGCUCAGAAGCAGUUCUGGAAGGCAAAACAAGGAAAACAAGGAAACAACAACACACAGGGAGACUUGUUCAAGAAGCUACAGCAUGCAGCAGAACUGGAGCAGAAGCAGAAUGAGUCAGAGAACAAGAAGCUCCUGGGGGAAUUUGUCAAAUAUAGUAAUGUCAUCCAGCUCCUGCACAUUAAGAGUAACAAAUACCUGACAGUAAACAAGCGUCUCCCUGCUUUGCUGGAAAAAAAUGCCAUGCGGGUUUCUCUGGACCCAGCCGGGAAUGAGGGCUCCUGGUUCUACAUUCAACCCUUCUGGAAGCUCCGCAGCGAAGGAGAUAAUGUGGUCGUUGGAGACAAGGUGGUACUGAUGCCAGUGAACGCAGGGCAGCCUCUUCAUGCCAGUAACAUUGAGCUACUCGACAAUCCUGGCUGCAAAGAGGUUAAUGCUGUUAACUGUAACACCAGCUGGAAGGUCACCUUGUUCAUGAAGUUUAGCGACUACAGGGAAGAUGUGCUGAAGGGAGGAGACGUGGUGAGGCUGUUUCAUGCUGAGCAGGAGAAGUUUCUGACCAGUGACGAGUACAAGAAGCAGCAGCAUGUCUUCCUCAGAACCACGCUGCGACAGUCUGCCACCUCUGCCACUAGCUCCAAGGCUCUCUGGGAGAUUGAGGUUGUGCACUAUGACCCCUGCAGAGGUGGAGCCGGUCAGUGGAACAGUCUCUUCCGCUUUAAACACCUGGCAACCGGGAAUUACCUUGCAGCUGAGGUGAACCCUGAAUUCAAAGACAGCACAGUGGAGUCUAAGGGAGAGAAUGAGACUGAUACUGUAUUCUCCAAGAGGAAGCAUCAAGCAGCAGAGAAGAUUGCUUUCACUCUUGUGUCUGUUCCCCAUGGGAAUGACAUUGCCUCGCUGUUUGAGCUGGAUGCCACCACUCUGCAACGGGCUGACUGUCUGGUGCCCAGAAACUCUUAUGUCAGGCUCAGGCACCUGUGCACCAACACAUGGGUGACCAGCACCAAUGUCCCGAUCGAUGCAGAAGAGGAGCGUCCGGUCAUGCUCAAGAUUGGUACCUGUCCCACGAAAGAGGACAAAGAGGCUUUUGCCAUUGUAUCUGUUCCCCUGUCAGAGGUCAGAGACUUGGACUUUGCCAAUGAUGCCAGCAAGGUCCUGGAGUCCACCGUGAGGAAGCUUCAAUAUGGCAACAUUGCUCAGAAUGAGCGGAGGUUUGUGACGAAGCUCCUGGAGGACCUGGUUUUCUUUGUGUGUGUGGUACCAAACAACGGCCAAGACGUAUUGUCCGUGGUCACCUCCACACCCAACCGAGAGAGACAGAAACUCAUGAGGGAACAGAACAUCCUCGCUCAGAUCUUUGGCAUCCUGAAGGCUCCGUUCACAGAUCAGGGUGACGGUCCGAUGCUGAAGUUGGAGGAUUUGGGAGACCAACGCUAUGCUCACUUCAAGUACAUGCUGAGACUCUGCUACAGGGUGAUACGACACUCCCAGCAGGACUAUCGCAAAAACCAGGAAUAUAUAGCCAAAAAGUUCACAAUCAUGCAGUCUCAGAUUGGUUAUGAGAUUCUGGCUGAGGACACAAUCACAGCUCUGCUGCACAACAACCGCAAGCUCCUGGAAAAACACAUUACAGCCCGAGAGAUUGAGACCUUCGUCAGCCUGCUGAGGCGCAACAGAGAGCCAAGGUUCCUGGAUUAUCUCUCUGAUCUGUGUGUGUCCAACAAGACUGCCAUCCCCGUCACGCAGGAGCUUAUCUGUAAAUUUAUGCUGAACCCCACCAACGCAGAUAUCCUCAUCCAGACCAAACUUAUCCCAAACACAGAGACCACGUUGGAGUCGUCACUGCUGCAGGAGGAGGUUGAAGAGGAGGAAGUUUGGCUCUACUGGAUUGACAGCCACAAGGAGCCUCACGGCAAAUCCAUCCGCCACCUGGCCCAGGAUGCUAAGGGCACCCAUAAGAUGGAUGUAGACAUAAUCACCUACUACAGGUACCAGCUGAACCUGUUUGCUAAAAUGUGUCUGGACCGUCAGUACCUAGCUAUCAAUCAGAUCUCCUGCCAGCUGCCUGUGGAUCUGAUCCUACGCUGCAUGUUCGACGACUGCCUGCCCUACAACCUGAGAGCCUCCUUCUGCCGCCUCAUGCUACAUAUGCAUGUGGACCGCGAUCCACAGGAGGCUGUGGUUCCUGUGCGCUAUGCCCGUCUCUGGACCGAGAUCCCCUCUAAGAUCACCAUCCAUGAGUUUGAAUAUGAGUCCACUGAUACCUCAAGAGAGGAGAUGAAGAGGAAGUUUGCUCCCACCAUGGAGUUUGUAGAAGAAUACCUCAAAGAUGUGGUCAGCCAGCCUUUUCCAUUUGGGGAUAAAGACAAGAAUGAACUCACACUAGAGGUGGUAAAUCUGGCUCGUAAUCUGGUUUACUUUGGUUUCUACAGUUUUAGUGAGCUGCUGCGUCUCACACGCACCCUGCUGGCCAUCCUGGACAUUGUCCAGCACCCGCUCACUUUCAUGAACAAGCUCAACAAGAGCCCAGAAGCUGGCAACAAUGUCCUGCGUACAAUCCACGGUGUCGGGGAAAUGAUGACUCAGAUGGUGAUGAGUCGAGGUGUGCCACACAGCCUCCCUGACACCUCUCCUUGCUUGCGCUACGGAAAAGGACACUUCCUGCCAGACAACGAGGAUGUCAUGGUGAUGGACACGAAGCUAAAGAUCAUAGAGAUCCUGCAAUUCAUCCUGAGUGUGAGGUUGGAUUACAGAAUCACAUAUUUGCUGUCCAUCUAUAAGAAAGAGUUUGGGGACAAGAGCAUAACUGACAACUCUGUCUCAGUGGCUGAUAUACCCAUAUUUACACCCUCUGAACCAGACAUAGAUGAGAUUGCAACUAAAGCAGAGAGCAUGUUUGCAGGGGGGUAGGUGAAGUUUGCAGUGGAGCUAGACGAUGAGGGUGGCCGAACGUUUUUGAGGGUUCUGAUCCAUCUCAUAAUGCAGGAUUACCCCCCACUGGUGUCUGGCUCGCUGCAGCUCAUCUUCAAACACUUCAGCCAGAGAGCUGAGGUGCUGCAGGCCUUCAAACAGGUCCAGCUGCUGGUGUCAGAGCAGGAUGUAGAAAACUACAAGCAGAUUAAGACCGACCUGGAUCAGCUGCGUCUGACUGUUGAGAAGUCAGAGCUGUGGGUGGAAAAGAGUGGAGUCUACAGCAGUGAAGACAUGGUGGUCAGGCAGGGCAAAGAACAGAAUAUAGAGGAGGUUGUCUUGAGUCCAGUACAGGAUGGAGACAAUAAGCCCCAGAUCGACAGCAACAAAGCAAACAAUUACAACAUAGUCAAGGAGAUCUUGGUGCGGCUCAGUAAGUUGUGUUACCCGAGCAAGAAGAGUCGUGUGCAGCAGCAGAGGCUUUUGAAGAACAUGGGGGCUCAUACUGUGGUGCUGGACCUGCUGCAGAUCCCCUACGAGCAGAGUGAUGAGAAGAUGAAUGAGAUCAUGACGCUGGCACAUACCUUUUUGCAAAACUUCUGCAGAGGGAACCCUCAGAACCAAGUUCUGCUACAUAAACACCUCAACCUCUUCCUCACUCCAGGGUUGCUAGAAGCUGAGACGAUGCGUCAUAUCUUUAUGAACAACUACCUGCUGUGCAAUGAGAUCAGUGACCGUGUGGUUCACCACUUUGUCCACUGCAUUGAAACACACGGGAGACAUGUUCAGUACCUCAUGUUCCUGCAAACCAUUGUGAAAGCUGAUGGGAAGUAUGUGAAGAAAUGUCAGGACAAAGUCAUGACCGAGCUGGUGAAUGGUGGGGAGGACGUCCUGGUGUUCUACAACGACCGCUCCUCGUUCCCAGUGUUGCUACAGAUGAUGGCUUCUGAACGUGAGCGAACAGAUGAAGAUGGAGCUCUGGCCUAUCACAACACACUGGUGGAGCUCCUGGCUGCCUGCACUGAGGGCAAGAACGUCUACACUGAGUUGAAAUGCAACUCUCUGCUACCACUGGACGACAUUGUCAAAGUUGUCACUGAUGUAAACUGCAUACCAGAGGUGAAAACUGCAUAUGUGAACUUUGUGAAUCACUGCUAUGUGGACACUGAGGUAGAAAUGAAAGAGAUCUACACCUCCAACCACAUCUGGAAGCUCUUUGACAACUUCCUGGUGGACAUGUCUCGUGUGUGUAACACUACCACAGACCGUAGCCAUGCUGAUCUGGCCCUGGAGAAGUAUGUGACAGAGACAGUGAUGGCUAUUGUCAAAGGCUUCUUCAGCUCACCUUUCUCUGUGAACCACUCCAACCUGCAGACAAACCAGUCUGUUUUCAUCCAGCUGCUCCAGUCUGCUUUCAGGAUCUACAACUGCACCUGGAUCAACUCAGCUCAGAAGGCAAAUAUUGAGAGUUGUAUCAAAACUCUGGCCGAUGUGGCCAAGGCACGAGCAAUAGCCAUCCCUGUGGACCUGGACAGUCAGGUCAACACUUUGUCUCUGAAGGUCCAUAGCCACAUGGUGCAGCGAGCGGCCAAAGACUGGAGAAUCUCUGCACGCACGCGGCCCCGUAAGGAGCCCCUGGGUGGCCCUGACUACAAGAACAUUAUUGAAAAGCUUCAGGGGGUUGUGUCUUGUCUAGAGGAGCAGUUCAGUCCGAAGGUUCAGGCAGAGUUUUCUGUGCUGGUGGAUGUUCUGCAUAGCCCCGAGCUGCUGUUUCCAGAGGCUGCUCGGUUACGCUGUGAGAGUGGAGCCUUCAUGUCAAAGCUGAUCAAACACACCAAGAAGCUUAUGGACAAAGAGGAGAAACUAUGUAUCAAGAUCCUGCAGACACUCAGAGAGAUGCUGGACAAGAAGGAAUGUUGUCAGGAGUCUGGAAAACAGUUAAGAAAGAUUCUCCUCACACGGUACUUUGGAAAUCAAAAGCUUCUCUCCAAGUCAGAGCUUGGGAGUGGAAACAGCUCAUCUGGCGGCUUUGUCAAGCCAUCAUCCGGAGGAGGUUCUCCCAUACUGGACUCUGACAAGCCAGGCAGCAGUACGGCAGAGAUCCAGUGUCUGCUGGACAAUGUUGGAGCAUCGGAGCUUGUGAUUGAUCUCAUUGUCAACACCAAGAAUGAUCGGGUGUUUGAGGAGAGCAUCCUGCUGGGCAUUGCCCUUCUGCAGGGUGGAAACACACAGAUACAGGACUCCUUCUACAACCAACUGUACAAGCAGAGGAAGUCCGAGAGGUUCUUCAAGGUUUUCUAUGACCGCAUGCGCUUGGCCCAGCAAGAGAUCCGAGCCACCGUGUCAGUCAACAUGUUUGAGCUCAGCUGCAGAAAAAGGGAUGAUGAUGGUGACGUCAGUAACGUCAGGUUCAAGAAAGGGAAAGACUCAGGGCUUCAUAUGAGGGAGGACAUGCGAGGGCAGCUGAAGGAGGCCUCAUCUGCAACUUCAAAGGCCUUCUGUGCCUUCAGAAAGGAGGUGGAUCCCGAGCUGGAAGGUUUGGGCCAGAACAGUGAGGGGACCGGGGCUGAGGAAGUUUUAGAGGAAACUCAGAUGAGUCCAGCCAUCACUAUUAUGAAACCCAUCUUACGUUACCUACAGCUGCUCUGUGAGAACCACAAUUCAGAUCUGCAGAACUUUCUGCGCAACCAGAACAACAAGACUAACUAUAACCUGGUGUGUGAGACUCUUCAGUUCCUGGAUUGUAUUUGUGGAAGCACCACUGGAGGCCUUGGGCUGCUGGGCCUUUACAUAAAUGAGAGUAACGUAGACCUGGUGCGCCAAACAUUGGAGACCAUCACGGAGUACUGCCAGGGCCCCUGCCAUGAAAACCAGACUUGCAUAGCCAAGCAUGAGUCAAAUGGCAUUGACAUCAUUAUAGCACUGAUUGUCAACCCCAUCAACCCCCUGGGUAAGCAUCGGCUGGACCUGGUAUUGGAGCUCAAGAAUAAUGCCUCCAAGCUCCUAUUAGCUAUCAUGGAGAGCCGCCAUGACAGCGAGAAUGCAGAGAAGAUUCUCUACAAGAUGAGGCCAACUGAACUGGUGGAUGUAAUGAAGGAGGCCUAUGCUCAGGGUCUGGAGAGUGAGGAGGAUGAGGACAGUGCUGGCGACCAGAUCAAACCCAGAGACGUCGGGCACAACAUUUACAUCUUAGCCCACCAACUGGCCAGACACAAUAAGAUCCUGCAGCAGAGCCUAAGACCAGGGUCUGGGUUGGGAUCAGGAUCAGGGGUGGACCCUGACAAUGAAAAGGAUGACGCCCUUCAUUAUUAUGCCAAUCACACAGCUCAAAUAGAGAUUGUGCGUCGGGAUCGCACCAUGGAGCAGAUAGUGUUUCCAGUCCCUAACAUCUGCGAAUAUCUCACUGCGGAGUCCAAGUCACGUGUGUUCAACACCACUGAGAGAGAUGACCAGGGCAGCAAGGUUAAUGACUUCUUCCAGCAGUUUGACAACCUCUACAAUGAGAUGAGGUGGCAGAAGAAGAUCCAAAAAAAUACGGCUCUGUUUUGGUUCUCACGCCACAUCUCUAUUUGGGGGAGUAUCUCCUUCUACCUCGCCUGCCUACUCAACAUCUCUGUGGCUGUCUUCUACCCGUUUGGUGAUGAUGGAGAUGAAGGCACUUUGUCCCCGUUCUGGAAUAUCUUGCUGUGGGUGGCCUUGGGGGUGUUCACUGCCUUACUUCCUGUAUUUCCCAAACCAUGGGGGAUCCUGUUCUUCCUGGUCUCCCUCAUUCUGCGUGCCAUCUACACUAUGGGUCUCGGCCCCGCCCUAUUGUUACUGGGUACUGUCAAUCUGUUCAACAAGAUAGUGUUUCUAGUAAGCUUUAUGGGAAACCAGGGAACAUUCACCCGUGGCUACAAAGCAGUUAUUAUGGACAUGCUCUUUAUCUACCAUCUGAGCUAUGCCAUCAUCUGUGUUCUGGGUCUCUUUGUGCACGAGUUCUUCUACAGCUUUUUGCUGUUUGACCUGGUGAUCCGAGAGGAGACGCUGCUCAACGUGAUAAAGAGCGUGACAAGAAAUGGCCGCUCUAUUAUUCUGACUGCUGUUCUGGCCAUCUUUCUUGUCUACUUCUUCUCCAUCAUUGGCUUCCUCUUCCUCAAGGAUGACUUCCGCAUGGAGGUGGACCGCCUUCCUGCACCAGGAAAAGGGGACUUAUUGAGUAACACUAAAGAUCCUGACUCAUGUAUGAAAGAUAACUGCCCUGUUUCCUCAUCUAAAUCUGUUCCUGAAGAAGACGAUGGGAUAGAGCGGGUGUGCGACACUCUGCUCAUGUGUAUAAUCACAGUGUUGAACCAGGGACUACGUAAUGGAGGUGGGGUAGGAGACAUUCUCAGAAGACCCUCCAAAGAGGAGCCUCUGUUUGCAGCCCGUGUGGUAUACGACCUUCUAUUCUUCUUCAUCGUUAUCAUCAUUGUUCUUAAUCUCAUCUUUGGUGUUAUCAUUGACACCUUUGCGGACUUGAGGAGUGAGAAACAGAGGAAGGAGGAGAUCCUGAAAACCACCUGUUUCAUCUGUGGGUUGGAAAGGGACAAAUUUGACAACAAGACGGUUUCCUUUGAUGAGCAUAUCAAGUCUGAGCACAACAUGUGGCACUACCUUUACUUUCUGGUUCUGGUGAGGGUGAAGGAUCCGACUGAGUACACUGGUCCGGAGAGUUAUGUGGCCCUGAUGAUCAAGGAGAAGAACCUGGAGUGGUUCCCCCGAAUGAGAGCCAUGUCUCUGGUGAGCAGCGAGGGAGACAACGAGCAGAAUGAGAUGCGCUCUCUGCAGGAGAAACUGGACAGCACUGUCACUCUGGUAGCUCAGCUCUCUGGCCAGCUGGCUGAGCUCAAGGAACAGAUGACGGAGCAGAGGAAGAACAAGCAGAGGCUUGGAUUCUUGGGUCCCCCUCAGCCAAACCACCACAUCCCAGCUCAUUGAGGGGCUCAAGGCUCAAACGGGACACAAAAACCAGCCUCUCAACUGCAGGCUCGCAGUAUGAACUAGAUAGAAAAGCAGACACAUAAACUCCAGCCUUAAGAACAAGAUCUGUGCUUAGAUGUACACCUACAGUUACUAAUGUAAAAUUGCAAGAAGUCAGCAGCUGCUGACAUGUAAUUUUUGACGUAGUGCCUUUUCUAUGAUACAUACACUGCCUUAUAUGAUACAACCUGUGCUUUAUGAGCUCACUCAGUCAUUACGAGCCCACUUUACAGACUGUCUGUGCACACUCUGGUAUGCAGUGGGACUGGCUCUGUGAAUGAUUGGCCAGACAUGGCACACAUCUGCCAGUGUAGUGUUAGUGUGCCAGAUUGAGGUCAAGAAAAAAUGUUAAGGUAAGGUUAAUGGAGAAGUGCUGUUAAGUCUGUGGAUGGCCUUCACUUUGGCGUGAUUCCUUGACUGUCUCAGUGUUGAUGUGUCAGUGAGCGGACAGACCGCUUUCACAGAGAUCAGUGAUUGGCUGUCAACUGAGAAGAUGUUUUCAUCACUGAUUGGCCCCCUGGGGAAGAGUGUGUCCACUAAUAUUAAGUAUUCUCCCCUUUACCUUUUAGAUUUCUGCUUGAAUUUAUAAGAAAAUGUGUUGUUCAUAACUGGAGUAUUAUUUUUGCAUUUUGGAAAAGGAAUCAUGCUGCCUCACUCAUUAAGUACAUUGCAAUAGCUGAAAAUGCACUUUUUUAAAAGAAAAAAGGGAAAAAGUUAAGCCUGUAACUGGAGACAUUAGUUAGUUUUGGGUAUUAUUUUCGCAUCCUCCGUACUCUGUUUAAAAAUGCUUUCACUGCACCAUUUCAGUUGCCUUUUUACAGAUUUCUACAGAGUAUAUAAGUAACAGAAAUGUGAAUAAAAAUAAUGAUUACGUGUGUGCAGAACUUACUUGAAAAUUCUUUUAUGUCUAAAUCUAAUAUUGGUACAUAAUGUAGUAUGGACUGGAGAUGGUAUGCUUACAGUUCCUUGUUACAAUAUGAACAUCCUCAUUUCCUUGGAGAUGUCAAUUAAUAAUGUAAUAUUUACUGUAUUUGCUAUCUUCAUCUUCUACUGUUUCUUAAUUUUGUGUUUGUAAAUCAUUCUCACUAGUCUCUUGGACUAGUCUCUUAAGUCUGAACUUGUGUUUUUAAACUUGCACAUACUAAAGGCAAAGUAUGAGUGCAUGCACCUGAUGAAAACUACUUUGACACUUUUUGUUUUAAACAAAGUGUAUAGAAACAUGUAUUUUAUGUGGUCAGAUGUUGUAAUAAAUUUGUAACGAGA
Molecule: messenger RNA, 9616 nt
Organism: Scomber japonicus (chub mackerel)
Lineage: Eukaryota; Metazoa; Chordata; Actinopteri; Scombriformes; Scombridae
Gene: itpr2
Product: inositol 1,4,5-trisphosphate receptor, type 2
Exons: 57
Biological process (GO): calcium ion transmembrane transport
Cellular component (GO): endoplasmic reticulum; membrane
Molecular function (GO): inositol 1,4,5 trisphosphate binding; inositol 1,4,5-trisphosphate-gated calcium channel activity
Source: RefSeq, a predicted model, not a curated record